AUGUCCGCCAAGUCGGUCGCCCUGUGGAAUGCAUUACCAAUGCAGCCCAACGAAGAGUCGCAUGCUAUCCUGAAGCGCUCAAGAGAUGACUACGAGGCCUCCCACGACGACGACGACGACGACGUUUCCAUCGCAUCUCGCACACCUUCACCCUCACCAGGGGACGCCAUGGAUGUAGACCUGGCUUCGUCAUAUAAAUAUGACGAGUAUGUACGCGGGCCCGCUCGGGAGGUUAUUACCGUUGAAACGAAGAUCAAAUCCACAAAUAAAGGCUUUGCCAUGCUUGCAAGUAUGGGAUGGACAGAAGGCCAACCCCUGGGAUUAUCUGGUGAAGGCCGCACGGAACCAAUUCCGUUUCAAGUGAAGAACGACUCAACGGGGCUUGGUAAAAUUAACCAAGACGUUCGCAUGAUUGAGACGACAGUUUCCCAGCGGCGGGGCUUAGACUCCGAGCGCCAGCACAAGGAAAGCGAAGAGCAGCGGCGGAUUCGAGAGGAAGCAGUAGCUAAAGAAACCGCCCGCAGUGUUGAAAUUUCUGACACGCUGAAGGCAUUCUAUUGCAGCCUCUGCGACAAGCAGUUCAAGAAUGUAGCUCAAUACGACGAGCAUACUAACUCCUAUGCCCAUCAUCACAAGGCCCGCUAUAGGGACAUGCAAGCCAAUGCUCGCAUUAUUCCCAAGGAAGAACUCGACCGGAGAAAGGAGAAGGAACGUAAACGAGAAGAGAAGGAGUUACGAAAGAUGGCCGCCGCCAUUGGGAUCAAGAUGUCGAAGCCUGCUGAAGGUGGUCUGUUAGCAGUACCUACUCCCGGUGACUCCAUCUCCAAUGGUGAAUCGUCCCCCUCAGUUCCAGAACAAAAGCCAACAGGCUUCAAAAAGUCUGGAUGGGCCACCGUUUCUUCCCCCGCCGCGCCCACGUCUGGCUUCUCCAGGGGGAGUGGGAACCCGCCCGCUGAACCCGCCCAUCUACAGCAACCCUCGGGUAGCUGGACGAAGGUACCGGCACCUCCCCCGCAACCGUCCACGUACGAAAGCCCCCAUUUCCGAACUGGCGGCUGGAGUUCGCUCGAUCCUGGACCACAAAAUAUACCGAGACCACCACCAACAACAGAUGAUACUCCUAUACCCCCUCAGCCUCAACCGCCGACCUCAGCACCAGCAGCCCCUACGAAAGACACCCGAUCUAGCUGGCAACAGUUCCAGAAGUUUGGCAAGGCCCGACGAUAG
Pleurotus ostreatus (oyster mushroom) is the source of this 1227-nucleotide messenger RNA. RefSeq lists its product as uncharacterized. NCBI's taxonomy places the organism in Eukaryota, Fungi, Basidiomycota, Agaricomycetes, Agaricales, Pleurotaceae. Bases 1 to 1227 code for a protein of 408 amino acids. Gene Ontology annotation, molecular function: nucleic acid binding. The transcript is spliced from 5 exons. The record is from RefSeq and is a predicted model, not a curated record.